CGAGGAUUGAGAAUCAUUACCGCGAACCAUGGAGCUGGGUGACAGAGUUUAUGCUGCGGAGCGGAUUACGAAGAAGAGGGAAAAGCGGGGCAAGAUCGAAUAUCUUGUUAAAUGGAAAGGAUGGAGCAAAAAAUACAACACAUGGGAACCAGAAGAGAAUAUCUUGGAUGUUAGAUUAAUUGAACUGUAUGAGGAAAGUCAAAAGGGUGAAGUGCCCACCAGAAGGCCGAGGCGAAGGGAUACUAGAUACAACGAACAACUGUCUAAUCUUGUCGUCGAUGAGGAGCCCGGCGGAGACGAAAGGGUAGGUGAAGAUAGUCAAGAUGAAUCAACAACGGGCAGCACUUCGGCUCCUCGUUUAAAUUCAGUAGCCCCCGACGAGGACACACUUCCAAGUUCCUUAGACAGCCAUGAAUCUCCGACACCGCCAGAAUUAGUAUCAACGUUCAGCGUCGAUUCUGACAGUUCAAACAGCAGUAUGGACAUUCCCCUUUUGCCGAGAAAAGAACGUAUGAAGAGGAAGGCAGAAGUUCUUAGUCAAUCCGGCAAGAUUGGAGUAACAAUUACUACGAGCAGUCCUAGUAGUGGCAGUGGUAGUCCGCCCCCAAACAAAGUUCCUCGAUUAUUACCCUUGAAAAACAAUUCCACAACUCCAUCUUAUCAUAGUCAUAAAGCUAACGGUCAAAAUCAAAGAAGGCCAUCAUCCUCUAGCUUGAAAUCGACGCCGGAAGAACCUCUACCAGCAGUUCCGACGACGCCGGCGCCGGCAAUACAGGAUAAGAAGCGUCCCGAAGCUGACGUACCUCACGGUCCACCACCAUCUCUUCCACGUGCACCGCUGGCACCGCUGGCACCGCUGUCUCCUCAAAUAGAUACACCUUUGGAGCAAUCCGCAACGAAGAAGAAGCAAUUAUUAGAGCAGAAGCAGGAUAAAUCAAACGGUGCAGUCACGGCUGCUGACAAAGCAAACGGUCACAAAUCACCCAGUCCUACGGACUCUUACACCAAUAACAAUAGGUUACCUACUGUCGUGAAUGGACACCACAGCCCUAAUAACAACAACAACAACAACAAUAACAACAAUAGUUUGAAUGUCAAGCAAACUGAGAUUCCAAAGUCAGAAAUCUAUGUUCCGCUUACAAGUCCCGGCACGGAUUAUUGGCAUGCGAGAAACCCCGUGGCGGAUCAAGUGUUUAUCACGGACGUUACAGUUAAUCUAAAGACCGUUACUAUCAGGGAGUGCAAGACUGAAAAGGGUUUCUUUCGAGAAAGAGAUCCUAAAGAAACCCUUUGAGCUUCAAGAAUGAUAUCUGUUAUUUUUGAUGGUUCUGCAUCGAGAAUAUCCACUUCGAGUUGUAUUGAAUAAUGUGUAAAUAUAAAUUAUUUUCACACGUCGAACAUUAAGGUGAAGAUAUAAUUAUAAUACUAAACUUUAUUCUCUUGAUUGAUGAAGAUGACGUCACAUAGUGCUGCAAUGAAAAUUGCAGAGUUGAGUAUUGCGCAAAAAUCUGACUUAAAGCACUGAUCAGAUUCGCAUGAAUCUCGAAUAGAGACUCUUAAAUCGAGAUCGACCGAUCAUGACAUGAAGAUUCGUGAGAUCUUUUUUUCAAAAUUGAAAAUUGAUCGAUAUGUUCAGAUGUUCUGUGUAAAUUGAUUGUAAAAAUUAACGAGAUAUCGGUAUGAUAAGUUCAUUGUAUACCGAGUAUAUGUCAUACCUAUUGUCAACAUAUUUUAAAAAGCUUGAUAGAUUUUAAAUACAUGCGGAGCAGAUCUGGAAAACUUAGAGAAUAUUACAUCUUCGAGUUGAUUUUAUUAUUUGCUUAUUUUAGAACGCUAUAAUGAAAUGCUAUAAAAUAAAAUCUUUAACUUUUGUUUUUAUACUAUGGAAUAUAUAUUAUACACGCGAGAUGUCUAGAAAAAAAAGUAUUUUUCUAAUUCGUUUUUAGAAUAUUGAAACUGCUUCGCAGAAGCAAUUGGGAGGGGAGGGGGGGGACGUUUCGAGUUAUUUUGAAAAAGAGAAUUAAUUCUCAACGCAUUAUAAUAUAUCUAAUUCAUCGAUGAACUUUUGUUAUGUGUUGAGAAAUAGAAUAUUAAAAGAAAAAUAUGAUGAAAUUAAAUCUUAAAGGUACACAAGAACAUGAACGAUCCAAAAAUUUUGGACAAAAAUAUCAUGUUUGAUUCGAAGAAAGAUUGCAUAAUUGUAUAUAAAGAGAGUAUUUGAACCAUUGUUAAUAGUGCUGCGUUUUUAUUUCUUCGAGUUUGAUGAACUAACUCGCAAUAUCGUUUAGCAAUGCAUUUUCAUCGAAUACUUCAUUCGAUUUUAUAUUAUUCCUCGUGUAUAAUUAAGUAUUUUUAUUUAGUGUAGAAGGUCCCGCAUAUCGACUGUUACACUCUCAAGAUCAUUGAAUAUCUCUUAGUGAAUCUACUAUAUCGGAAUUAUCUAUCUAUCUAUCUAUAUAUCUAUAUAGAUAUAUAGAUAUUUAUAAAUAGAUAGAUAGAGAGAGAAGGAGCCACCAGAUGGAUGCCUUCUUUGAUGCAAAAGCGAAUAUUAAAAUUAGUACAACAAUCCAAAUCUGAUCAAGAAUAUGCUACUAUUACCGUUUCAGCGAUGCUGCACGAUGCAUAUUUUAUGUGCACUUUCACAAUCAUAAUGAUAUAGUUAAAUCUAUGUUAUCUAAGAUUGACAUAGCAAUCAAUUUUCCUCAUUAUCAUUACUCUGCAGUGCGUCAUCAUUCGUUUUUUUUCCACAGUAAAUGGUCCCAUUACGCAGCAAAGGCAGCUUAAGACUGCUUUAUAAUCACAUAAAUGAGAAUUUUGUUUCCAAACUUACAAGAACAAAUCCAAAUAAAAUUUAAAAAAAAAUUAGCUAUUUACAAAUGGUUUGUAAUGCCAUAGUUGAUGCUGUGUGUGUUUAAAUAAUUUAAAAUAACUUUAAAUCUUUUCUCUUUUUAACAAGAAUUGAAGAAAUAAUGUACUAUUUGCAGACACGGUAUAUCUUUUUCUUUCUCAUUUUCCUAUUUUCUUCAUUUUUUUAUUAGCUAUUGCUUUUUUCUCUAUAAUUUUUAGAUUCGUUUUCUAAUUAUUAAAUCUUGUUCCUUUGUUUCUCUGCAGAGCAAAUCAUAUGUGAUGUUACUGAAGAUAAAAAAAAA
Molecule: messenger RNA, 3149 nt
Organism: Pogonomyrmex barbatus (red harvester ant)
Lineage: Eukaryota; Metazoa; Arthropoda; Insecta; Hymenoptera; Formicidae
Product: polycomb group protein Pc
Biological process (GO): negative regulation of transcription by RNA polymerase II
Cellular component (GO): PRC1 complex; chromatin
Molecular function (GO): chromatin binding
Source: RefSeq, a predicted model, not a curated record